AUGGAGAAGAAUUUGGGUUGUGCACCAGAAACUACAAAUGAAUCAGUCGUGCAUGUUUUGUCCCCUGAGAACUGUGACAUUGACAUUUUAGACAAUGGAAGGACCAUCAGUGAUUUCAUAGACAAUAAAAUAAAAGAGCUUGGUUCAGUGGACAAGGCAGAUCCAUUCUAUGUGGCAAACCUAGAUAGUAUAUAUGAAAGACACCUCAGGUGGCUUACUAACUUACCUCGAGUCAAGCCUUUCUAUGCAGUGAAGUGCAACAACACAGCAGCAGUUUUGAGGAUGAUGAGUGCUCUGGACAUAGGUUUCGACUGUGCCACCAAGGGUGAGAUCCAGCAGGUCCUGUCCCUCGGAGUAACACCUGACAGAAUCAUCAACGCACAUACAACCAAACCACUGUCGCACAUCAAAUAUGCCCGUGCUCAUGGAGUAGAUAUGAUGACUUUUGAUAGUGAGGAAGAACUCCAAAAAAUUUCUCUCUGUCAUGCCAAAGCCAAACUGGUACUCCGCAUCGCAGUGGAUGACACCAAAUCGCUCCGAAGACUCAAUUUAAAGUUUGGAGCCAAACUGGUGUCAGUUGGUAAACUGCUGGAACGUGCUGGAGAGCUGGGCUUAGAGGUCAUUGGGGUCAGCUUUCAUGUAGGCAGCAAGUGCACUGGAAGUUUGGCGUUCAAGCAGGCCAUUGCAGAUGCCAGACGUGUCUUUGACAUAGCGAAUUCGUUGGGCAUCCAGAUGAGUCUCUUGGAUAUUGGUGGAGGGUUCUCUGCGAUAGAGGACUUCUAUCUGAAAUUUGAAGAGUUUUCAGAAGUCAUUAAUGGAGCACUGGAUGAACUCUUCCCGUCUGACAGUGGGGUUCAGAUUAUUGCAGAACCAGGCCGGUACUAUGUGGAAGCAGCCUUCACACUGGCAGCGAACGUCUUUGCCAGAAGAGUAAUCUCAGAUGAUGUGGAAGAACAUAGCGACGGUGAGGAAAACAACCCUGGCAGAACAAUGAUGUACUACAUUAAUGAUGGGGCGUAUGGCUCGCUGAGUUGCCUUGCAAAUUUUAUUGCCCACGCCAAGGUUGAACCUUACCUUUACAGGGCUGUUGAGAGCAGCGAGCAGAGAUACCGGUCUACUAUCUGGGGUCCAACCUGCGACAGCUUUGACAAAGUCACCGACGACUUCUGGAUUCCUGAGUGUCAUGUGGGGGACUGGCUUCUCGUUGACAACAUGGGCGCAUAUUCUGUUAGUUUAGCCACCGACUUCAAUGGCUUUGAAAGAGCACACAUUUACCUUGUUGUGACAGCUGAGACAUGGCACGCCUUAAACCUUUCUCACACCUACAAUAUUAUCCAGUAAUGAUCUGGUAAUACUUCUGUAGGACAACAGCUCUAUACAAACAUGAACAAACUGGCAUUAAACAUCUGUCAUAGAUUGGUCAGUUUCAUAAGAGCAUUGUGAAUAUUCUGUCAUGUUAAUUAAUUUCACUACAUCUGCAAUCCACCAUAGGAUACUUUUCUUCCAAUUUAAGAUGACAUUUGUGUUAUAGUCAUACAGUUGAUAGCAUAGGCGUAGAUUUGGGUAAUCAGGGUCAGGGUGCUGCUGAAUUGUCGCUAGCAAUAUUUUAACAUUAUCUAACGAUCUUGUCAUUUUAAGUCCUCAUCCUCAUCGGUACAAGUUUACCAGGUUUGUUUUUUUCUGUAAAAAAAUUAACUACUUUAAUGAGAAUAAAAAGAUUGAAAUAUGGGGCAUACCUUACCUGGGGAUCUGGCAACCCUCAGGCUGUAAAAAGCAUUGUCGCUAGCUGUGACAGUAACGUCUAUUCAGUGACUUUGAAGCGGUUAGCAUUUAUAGAUUAAACGAUUCUGACAUACCAACUAAAAAUAAUUGAAUCGGUCAAUCGAUAUCACUGUUUAUUCAAAUUUCAGGCGUGUUUGCUGAUUUGUGUUUGCUUUGCUCAAUGUCUAGCAUUAACGUUUAUUAUCAUUGUUAUAAUCAUUACUAUCAUUUUUUCACAAGUAGAUCAAGAGUUGAAUUAUUAUUGAAAGGGUCAUUAUAACUGGGACAUUAUUAAGAUAGGUGUAAAGAUAAUUGGUAUUCCAAAUUAACAGCUUGUCCAAUUGACCGAUUAGUUUGUCAAUGUCAGGCACCUUCCAAAAUAAAUAUGAGUGGAAGUUUUUGAGAUGUUUUAAUGGUAUACCUUUAUUAGCUGCAAGUUGCUGAAUUUUAAUUAUUUUCUUGUAACAUUUAUUUUGAAAAUGUAUCAUACAUCUUUAUCCUUAAUGAAUGUUUUUCUGGAUGUGUAAUGUAAACAUUAUUUUGACUGCAUUAAAUUGAAAAGAAGUACAAAAUGAUGUGUGUUUGUAAAAAUAAUAAAAUGCAUUUGUGUUCCUUCAUCAUGUUGAUGUAUCUUUUGUGUGUGUGCGUGUGUGUGUGUGUUUGUGUGUGUGUGUGUACUUGUUUUCAUGACAAAU
Sebastes umbrosus (honeycomb rockfish) is the source of this 2456-nucleotide messenger RNA. RefSeq names its product ornithine decarboxylase-like. Gene Ontology annotation, molecular function: ornithine decarboxylase activity. The transcript has 9 exons. The record is from RefSeq and is a predicted model, not a curated record. Gene Ontology annotation, cellular component: cytoplasm. Bases 1 to 1341 code for a protein of 446 amino acids. Lineage: Eukaryota; Metazoa; Chordata; Actinopteri; Perciformes; Sebastidae.